GACAACCAUAACCGUCAUCUUCAACAACAGAGCUCGUGUUAAUGGCCCUCUGCGUGCUCCCAGCAUCGAAGUGCGGCAGCCAUUAUCAGUUUUACAAAACAAGGAUAAUUCAACAAACGACGAGAAAAUCCGCCAUGAUUAUCCGGAUGACGGCGUCAAGCGGUGGAGGAGCAGGGGGUCAAUUGGCGUCGUACGAAGAAGGGGAACUAGAAAGGCCUAAUUGGACAGGUCAAACCCCUCUUUCUCGCCUUGUUGGUGCCCUAAUUUCAUUCAAACCUCUUUAUUCUGUUCUCAAACUUGGUGCCAGACAAGUUCUCAUCAGUACUGCUGAGAAAACCAACGUACCAUGGCGAGAAAUGACGAAGGAGAUUUUAGAAUCAGAUGUUUAUAAGGAAAUGGAGAGCAUCGAGAAUCCCUCCAUAGUCUACCCUGACUAUUAUCUCAGUCCUUUCCAUGCAUAUGAUGAAGGCAACCUAUCUUGGCUGGCUGCUGCAGAAGCUGAGGCUGCAACAAUGUCAAUGGUGAGGAGAGCAAUACCUGAUGCUUCUUCACUUGAUGAAGCAAAUGAAAUAGUUCGUGGAAAUUGGCUUAAUGCUAUUGAAAAACACCAUCAACAGUAUUCUGGAAACUUGGAAAUUAAAGACAUUCUUGACAUUGGAUGUUCUGUAGGUGUCAGCACAAGGUUUCUUGCUGAUAAAUUUCCAUCUGCUAAAUUAACUGGUCUGGAUCUAUCACCAUACUUCCUAGCUGUUGCUAUAUACAAGGAAAAAAUAAACCCCCAAAAAUCAAAUUCAUUUGAGUGGAUACAUGCAAAUGGUGAAAACACAGGCUUGGAUUCACAAUCAUUCGACAUUGUUUCAAUUUCUUAUGUGCUUCACGAAUGCCCAGCAAGAGCUACAGUAAAUUUAGCAAAGGAAGCAUUUAGGCUGCUUCGCCCUGGAGGGACUUUUGUUGUGACUGAUAACUCGCCAAAGUCCAAGAAACUUCAGCAAUUAUCGCCGGUUCUAUUUACUUUAAUGAAGAGCACAGAGCCUUUUCUGGAUGAAUACUACUUACUCGAUUUGGAAAAAACCGUGAAGGAUGCCGGCUUUGUCAACGUACAAACAAUUCUUACAGAUCCCAGACAUCGGACUCUCACUGCCACCGCGCCUUAUUGAUGUGCCUU
Messenger RNA from Lactuca virosa, 1165 nucleotides. The record is from the annotation of a GenBank genome assembly. NCBI's taxonomy places the organism in Eukaryota, Viridiplantae, Streptophyta, Magnoliopsida, Asterales, Asteraceae.